Messenger RNA from Penicillium salamii, 510 nucleotides. The record is from the annotation of a GenBank genome assembly. NCBI's taxonomy places the organism in Eukaryota, Fungi, Ascomycota, Eurotiomycetes, Eurotiales, Aspergillaceae.
AUGUCCAACAACGUCGCCUUCACUGCCCCAAUCAACCCACCGGGCUCAACCACAAUUACCCCAGAGCAAGUCUGGAAUGGCCUUCUCCUCAAGAUCCGCUCCGCAGAGACCUUCGUCCCAGCCGCAAUCCAGUCCACCAAGGUCAUCAGCGAGUCUGUUGACCCCUCCACUGGGAACCCAGUCACUGUGCGCGAAGUGUUAUUCCGUGAAUCACAAAAAUCCGUCCAAGAGACCGUUACGGCGUUCAAGGCUACAAGGGUGGAAUUCGAGCAACCGGAUGGUAGCAAGGUUAGCAAUGUGCUCAGUGUGGGAGCUGGGGGUGAAUUGUAUAUGACAUACAUCUUCGAAUGGAGACACCCUGGCGCGUCGAAGGAGGAGUUGGCGGUUUUGUAUGAGAAGGAGAAGAAGAUGAGUCAAAUGGCGGUGGAGGGGACGAUCAAGGCUUUGAGGGAAUUGGUUGAAGAGAAGAAGCUUUCAAGCUGGGCCAGCUGUGUGAAUAAACCUUUAUAG